Molecule: messenger RNA, 1307 nt
Organism: Ananas comosus (pineapple)
Lineage: Eukaryota; Viridiplantae; Streptophyta; Magnoliopsida; Poales; Bromeliaceae
Exons: 3
Coding region: 171-1307 (378 amino acids)
Source: RefSeq, a predicted model, not a curated record
ACCGGAACAAGAACCCGUGUACCGGUACAAGGUCUGCGGCCGAGCGAAAUAUAACCGGGUAUAACGCUUCGAUCUUUCUCAAAACUCAAUCGUUUUCCAAAAUUUUUGGUUCUGUGAGCUCCAGAGACUCUCCUUCAUUCGUUCUACACAUUUUUCCUGUGGAUUUGAAAAUGGCAUUUUUGCUCGUACUGGUGCUUUUGGUGCUCAUGGCUGGGAGACGAAGCCGUGGUAGUGGUAGAGGUCGUCAUGGGGUUUCUAAAAGGACACGUACCACUGAAGAAGCGUCCGGGUCUGAUCCGGAUUAUCAGGAGAGCUCCUCUGAAGAAUCUGAAGAACCUAUUGCGCAACUUGACAAAGGCAAAGGUUUAGCUGGCGAAUCAUCUCACGGUGGUGGUUCUCGUACUCGUGAGGGACGUUCAAAACAAGCUGCAGAGGUUCCUCCAGCACGGCGAAGGUUGUUUGCAUCAAAGUCGUGCAUAGCUGAACGCUUUGUGAACUUCCAUGAUCUGAUUCGGGAGGUUCCUGAUUUUGGACGACUACUACAGCGCGCGCCUAUUGAGCCUGUUGGACGGGUUCCUGCGAAGGCUCCUUUCUGUGUAGAACUCAUUAGGGAAUUCUAUAUGAAUGGAAAGGUGCUUGCUGAAGAUGAUGAAACAGGCACGUUUAUCUUCGAGACUGUUGUGCGUCAGAGGAGAUUUCCAGUUACUCCCUAUGAUAUUGGAGAGAUCUUGGGGAUGCAUGUGGACACUUCAGGUCUUCUCUAUACUUCAGGAGGAUUUCAAGCAGCAACUCACCUGGAUAUCGUUCUUGGAGCUAUAUGCAAAGCCGGUGUUUACAUGACUCAUGGUUACAUUGAAUCCAAGGACUUAUUACCCGAGUAUCACUUGCUAUCCUUGGUUAUGAGCUACAAUGUUCAACCAACUAUCGACACAAAGAGGAUCCGCCGGGAGAGAUUAGUGUUGCUUUAUCUACUUGGUCAUCCCGAGCAGGCUCGUGGGUUGAACAUCAACAUUCCAUUUCUAAUCUGGCAAAGGAUGAUUCACGUAAUUCAGGGUGCUACUCGACGGGAUCUACUAUCAUUUCCUGUUUUGAUUACAAGGAUACUUCAAGCAAAUGGAGUGGAUACAUCUUGUGACAAGUAUGAUGUUGGCUUUGGGCCUAUUGAUUCAGUGACUUGGGCUAAGUCGGUUAGCACUCUCAAGUCGUUCCAUCAGACCAAAGGGCCACCUCCUGAAGCGUCUAGCCCAGAUGGGGAUUCUGGAGCUGGUGUUGGAGAUGGUGAUGAUGAUGAUGAGGACACUGAGUGA